AUUGAACGCCCAUCCACACUCCGAGAAGUUCACACGAGCGAGGUAAGAUGGCGCAGCAGUUCGUGAAGGCUCAGAUCAAAGGGGACAAAGUGGUGGUCUUCCAGAAACCAUCGUGUCCCUACUGCGUCAUGGCUGAGGACAUUUUGUCCAAGUACCCGUUCAAGCCUGGACAUCUGUUGAGUAUUGAUAUCAGUGGACGCAACGACAUGAACAGCCUGCAGGACUAUUUCCUGGAAAUCACCGGAGCCCGGACGGUCCCACGGGUUUUCAUCGGGGAGGAGUGUGUGGGAGGUGGAAGUGAUGUGCAGGCGCUGCACCAAAGUGGAAAGCUGAAAGGGAUGCUGGAGUCCAUAGGGGCCCUUCAGUGAUCUGCUCCAGACUUUCAAGGGAGGAGGCCUCCAGAUGUGGUCACAUGACUAGGCAGCGGGACUUCCGAAGUUUGCGUCGUCGCUGCUGAUACUCGCUGAGCUCCUGCAAGUAUCCCCUGGAUGGCCAGCGUAGCCUCUCCACCUGCUCACGCUCCUCCUCUGGAGGAAACAAAGAUUUAGGGGGGAAAAAAGGGAAAAUAAUUGUUUGCCUGCUCUGAACAAAAAAAACACGACCACAUCCUGAGGACCAUUAGAGAUGUUUACACACACUCUCAAGAUACAUUAGUGUUACUUACUGCUUAGUUUGCUACCAUGAUGAAAGCCAAAAACCAUGAAAUCUCUAAGAAUUUUUUUCCACUAACAAACCAGGAUGAGAGUGUACCCGUCCAGUAGCAUGAAUGAGUCCUGUGUGACUGAAUGAACACAAUAAAACAGCUUCUGCUUUGCAA
Molecule: messenger RNA, 817 nt
Organism: Cyprinodon variegatus (sheepshead minnow)
Lineage: Eukaryota; Metazoa; Chordata; Actinopteri; Cyprinodontiformes; Cyprinodontidae
Gene: glrx
Product: glutaredoxin
Exons: 3
Coding region: 48-368 (106 amino acids)
Source: RefSeq, a predicted model, not a curated record